CACUUUACAGCAGAAUCAAUCUUCACAGGAUGGAUUCACAGGGUAGCACCCGGGGCUCUAUCGCUGCGCUAUGCCAGCAACAUUUUCAUUUCUUCGAACAGAGCCCCUGCUCAGCAGAGACCGUCUGGGCGUGACACCAUGGACAGCUCCAAAACAUGGAUCACGGGCUACAUCAUUUAUAUCAUACGCACGCACGCGAAAGUGCGCGUAGGCUACGUAUAUUUUUGCCUGGUGUUCAUCUAGCUGUUUGUUUCCCAGCCAACCCUAUGCUUUAUCUACUGCAUCACAUCCAUUCACAAAUCAAAGUUGUUCUUUAAGCGCGUGUGCGUUCGUGCAGUGUAAGCUAACUACUGAGGGAUGGUUGAAUGCUGAAGAGACACUUCGGUGUGGAAAAUCCGCCACUGAUAGCAGCUGUCACUCACUCUAUUUCUCGUGACUGAAGGCAGUCCGGGGAGAGCACAGCAGAUCGCUGUCUGUGCUGAUAACUUCAGUGACGUUUCAUAACGAAAAUGAAUAUGUUCCCCAUGAAUGAUAUCUUUCUAUAUUGAAGAAAUCCACAGAACAGUGUCAGACGACGGAGCCCGCAUUGCAACACACAGUCGAUGCAACCCUCGGGGAAGAGUCUCCCGGCUGCCUGUUAGGGACUCAUUCAGUUUCCAAAAAGACACGCACAAGCCGGAUCUACUCGCAGGUUCUCCUGUAUUCGUUUGGCCGGUUGUUAACUGGGUGAGGAAUGACCCUUCAGAUACGCGUUUUUAAGUUAUGUCGUGGGUGCGUAAUUCGCAGCAGCACGCACUCGGCAGCUGGUGAAGCAGCAGCAACAGGAAAUCACUGAUCAAAAUUUAGACGAGAAAGAUGGUUUGUGUCUGAUACGUUAGUCCAUCCCGCUUUGUGUGGCACAUACUGAUGGAAAACAAGAGUUAACUUUGUGUUGCGGGUCAACGCUUUGUCUGCAUCAGCCUGUUGAGUUUGUGUCGACACCUUCGUCUCAUCCUCUUCCUCACGUGCCGCAGAGAUGAAACGGCACAGGUGACUGGAGUAACACGCCGUUUGGGACUAUAAUUAGGAAUAACACAAGCAAAGACGCCGGAGGAGAAAUAUGUAUGGCAGGUACACCCAGGAGCUGGGUGACUAUGCCAGAGAGGAGGCGGCUCGUCUGCGGGAGGAGGGGGGCCUGCGGCGCUCUGUCAGCGAGCGGAGCCGCUCGGUGGAGCUGCUGGAGUACGACAAGGGCCGCUGCGCCAAGUGCCGGAGGUAUCCCUACGCCCUGGAGCCUCCUCAGGACUUUUUAUCUGUCUGCACAGUUCGCUGUCAGAAGUUCCUCAUCUCGCGUGUGGGUGAAGACUGGAUCUUCCUAAUCCUCCUGGGCCUGUUCAUGGCGCUAGUCAGCUGGGUGGUUGAUUUUGCCAUCGCCAUCUGCCUGCAAGCGCAGAAGUGGAUGCACGGCGGCUUGGACAGCAACGUGCUCCUGCAGUACCUGGCCUGGGUCACCUACCCCGUGGUCCUCAUCACCUUCUCCGCCGGGUUCACGCAGAUCCUGGCCCCGCAGGCCGUGGGUUCGGGAAUCCCGGAGAUGAAGACCAUUCUCCGGGGCGUGGUGCUUAAAGAAUACCUCACCUUCAAAACCUUUGUGGCCAAAGUGAUCGGUCUGACCUGCGCCCUGGGCAGCGGCAUGCCUCUGGGCAAAGAGGGCCCAUUCGUCCAUAUUGCCAGCCUGUGCGCGGCUCUGCUCAGCAAGUUCAUGUCUCUCUUCGGUGGGAUCUACGAGAACGAGUCGCGGAACAUCGAGAUGCUGGCGGCCGCCUGUGCGGUCGGGGUGGGGUGCUGCUUUGCUGCCCCCAUCGGAGGUGUUCUCUUCAGUAUUGAGGUAACCUCAACCUUCUUUGCUGUGAGGAACUACUGGAGAGGAUUUUUUGCUGCCACAUUCAGUGCCUUCAUCUUCCGAGUACUGGCUGUGUGGAACAGAGAUGAGGAGACCAUCACCGCUCUUUUCAAAACUCGUUUCCGACUCGACUUCCCCUUUGACCUUCAGGAGCUCCCAGCCUUUGCUGUCAUUGGGAUUGCCAGUGGUUUUGGGGGUGCCCUCUUUGUGUACUUGAACAGACUGAUAGUCCAGUUCAUCCGGAAGCAGAAAACCAUCAACAAGUUCCUGAUGAAGAAACGGUUGCUGUACCCCGCCCUGGUCACCCUGCUGGUGUCCACUCUGACCUUUCCCCCCGGGUUUGGACAGUUCAUGGCUGGAAGCCUCACGCAGAAAGAGUCGCUGGUAACUCUGCUUGACAACCGCACCUGGGCCAAGCAGGGCAUUGCUGAAGAGUUUGACUACAUCGGCCAUUCCGAAGCUUGGAAACACCCAAACGUCAACAUCUUCGUCACCCUAGUCAUCUUCAUCGUCAUGAAGUUCUGGAUGUCUGCUCUUGCCACCACUAUACCAGUUCCCUGUGGAGCCUUCAUGCCUGUCUUCGUCAUUGGUGCAGCGUUUGGGCGUCUGGUGGGUGAGAGCAUGGCUGCCUGGUUUCCUGAUGGCAUUCACUCUGAUGGCAACAUCUACCCCAUAGUACCCGGCGGGUACGCUGUUGUGGGCGCGGCUGCCCUCUCGGGCGCGGUCACCCACACGGUCUCGACGGCGGUCAUCGUGUUCGAGCUGACCGGGCAGAUCUCGCACAUCCUGCCGGUGAUGAUCGCGGUGAUCCUGGCCAACGCGGUGGCCCAGAGCCUGCAGCCCUCCCUGUACGACUCCAUCAUCCGCAUCAAGAAGCUGCCCUACCUGCCCGAGCUGGGCUGGGGACACCACGAGAAGUACAACAUUCGCGUGGAGGACAUCAUGGUGAGGGACGUGCGCUACAUCACCCUCAAUUGCUACUACAGGGACCUGCACGACGUGCUCCUGAGCGGGAAGCUGAAGACUCUGGCGCUGGUGGAGUCCGCAGACUCCAUGAUCCUGCUGGGCUCCAUCGAGCGCUCGCAGCUGCAGUUGCUGCUCUCCCAGCAGCUGGGCCGCCCGCGCCGGCUGGAGUACCUGCGCGAGCGCGCUCUGGCCACCAAGAAGCGCCUGUCCACCGUCAGCCAGACGGGCAGCGAGGACGCCACCCAGAGGGCCGGCCAGACCGGCGGGGACGAGGCCGUCCGCAGGGUCAGCCAGGAGGUCCGCUUCCAGAUCUCCACAGAGGAGUCCUCCUUCAGUCCCACACGGCCUGGUGCUCAGAAGCCAUUGAAGCCGGCGCUGAAGAGACCGUCUGUGGUGGACCGGAUCAGUGUGGAGUCCCCUACCAGCCCUCAUGACAGCUCUGGCAUCGCUUUAAAGAGCCUCUUCUGUGCCAACCCUGACACCGAGGCUGUGGAGAGCAACGAUGGCUCAGUGGCUCCUGAGAACAGGAAGCCCAAGCGAGUGAGGAUAUCCGUCGUGGAUGAUGGAGAUGUGGACGAUGACAUGACCAUCAGAGAAAUUGCAGAGUGGGAGGACCAGCAGCUGGAAGAACAGGUCAACUUCAAUAACUGCAAGAUUGACCCCGCCCCCUUUCAGCUGGUGGAGCGAACAUCGCUGCACAAAACGCACACCAUCUUCUCCCUGCUGGGGCUGGACCACGCCUACGUCACCAGCAUCGGCCGGCUAAUCGGAGUAGUGUCUCUGAAGGAGGUGAGCGCCGCUAAUCGCGGUCGACGUCGCCGCCGUCGUAACUCAGGCCACACUCAAGGUGGUGUGAUGUCAUCUGAUGAGGCAGAAGUGCUUUGGGGCCGUGAUGUCAUCGGGGCGCCGUUGGUUCAGGAUUUAACGCGCCCCCGCCUCUGCUGCGCGUCCUUUCAAACCCACAAUUUUGACCGUAGACAGAAAGACGAAAGGCUUUCAGCUGUGCCCUGCUGCAGAGGCGCCUCAACUUUCGCUAGAGCAAAAAAAAAAAAAAAAAAUCACAAAAGGAAAAAAAUGGACGCACUUUGUCUUUUUAAAUUGUGUGGAAAAUGGCAGUUGUUGCUAGGCGCGAUCCAGUCUCUUCCCCCUGACAUUUAUUCCUUUGUUGCAGAGACGACAGGCGGACAAUGUGAGGGAAAUUAAGCAGAGCUGUUCAGUCUCAAUAAUAACGUUGUAGACAUCUCAUAACUGCCUUUUAUAUUUACUCCGCUGAUUGUUCACUCUCCCUCACACAAUCAGCCUGUUAUGUGGAGAGAUGGGCAGCCUGUUGUCCAUGUUAAUUACUUGGGCCUCAUUCAGGACUUUUCUAGCGUUUGUGUGCGUUGGCAGAGGAGGGGUAUGAGGUUUGUCUUGGUGGGCCUUUUUGAACAAAUCCUUUGGUGAACUAAAUGAACUGGAUCACCUGCACCCAAUGAUUCAUUCAUUUGGUUUUUCUCUUUCAAUCUAUUCAAUUCAAUUCAAUUCAGUUCAAUUCAAAGAGCUUUAUUGGCAUGGAAAUUAUGGAACAAUAUUGCCAAAGCCAUAGAGUUGAUGUACAUGAAUUAAUAAGAUACUACAUUUGAUUAGAUAUCGAUUUGAACUAGUAGGCACAUAUAUAGGUAUGAGGAGAUGAGCAGUGAACGAGUGGGUGGAUCCUGUUUGGAGUGGAAAGGAAUGAGGGGGUUAAAUUACAUUACAUUACAUAAAUGGAGUGAGGACGUCUUUCAAGAGUGACCGCAAAUGAAGGAAUGGGUGGCAGUGGUGACAGAACUGAAGGAAAUGGUCUCAUCUUUCCUGAAUGAUUGACAGGCUGCUUGCUUAGUUGUCUUGUAAUUUCAGUGCCUGAAAGCCCUGUUAUAGGAAGUGGAAGCUGAACAGUGGGCAGAGAUUCUUUUCACGCUAAAAUAAAAUCAAUCCAGCCGAAUGAGAAAGUGUCAUAUACUAUACCAGGUAAAUUUUGGAAAUGCAAUGCUCCCUCGGAUUUUGUGAUAUUAUUAAUAAAUUGUCAGAAAUGAUAGAUUAUACUUUCUAAGCUCAAUUUCAGUUGGGCCAAAUCCCUCUUCUUUGCCAGAGGAGUGUUUCAAUAAUGUGCUAUCAUGAUCAAACACAAAGAAAUGAAAUGACAAGGCAAAUUUGAUUUCUUUUUAAACAUUAAUGUUCGUAAACAGAUCGCAGUUGGGUGUCAGACUUGCAUUAAGUUUCUCUGCACAUGAGCUAGUUUAAUAUACAGGCUGUGCUGCAAGGAGAACUGACUCACCAGAUCUGUGCUGAAUGAACACAGGCUGCACUUGGGUCCUGUAAGUCAUUUGCACAAGAAUUAAGUACUCAGAAAUUCUCAUAGUGAAUAAAUCUUUAUAAAGUAGUAAACUGAGUCAAAGGGUUCAAGUACUUUGCAGAAGCUGAAAUUCUCCCUGCUACUGAGUAGUUGGGUGCUUGGGAGCAGGGGGCAGGGCAUUUUUGUCAAUAUCAGGGUCAGAAUGCAGAGCAUUGUUUUUUGGACACCAAGGCCACUGUCUUAAGGAAGGAAAAUGAAAAGAGGCACGCUGUCUCUCACUGAGGUGUCUGUGCUGGCUGUGUACCGGGGUGUGGUCUCAGCAGAUGAGGGACAGGAGCGUGCUGACUCUGCCCUCUCAGCUCAGCCCUCCGCAUUGUGCUCUUUCUGCACCCUAGAGAGGGCUUUUCACGUGACUGAUGCUCCAGUGUGCUUCAGAGCCACGGCUGUUAAUAGGCUGUAAGGUAACAGAUGGGGGACCUGAUGUUUGGUCAGAGUUUGGGCACCCCUGGGUUGGAGUGACGGCAGUCUUGGGUUCGGCGUGGACCCGGUGUCCUUCCCGGCGUUUAACCGAUUUGCCCGCGC
Molecule: messenger RNA, 5744 nt
Organism: Anguilla anguilla (European eel)
Lineage: Eukaryota; Metazoa; Chordata; Actinopteri; Anguilliformes; Anguillidae
Gene: clcn2c
Product: chloride channel 2c
Exons: 24
Coding region: 1100-4051 (983 amino acids)
Biological process (GO): transmembrane transport; chloride transport
Cellular component (GO): membrane
Molecular function (GO): voltage-gated chloride channel activity
Source: RefSeq, a predicted model, not a curated record